Messenger RNA from Neurospora tetraspora, 891 nucleotides. RefSeq names its product glycosyl hydrolase family 61-domain-containing protein. The coding region runs from base 1 to 867 and encodes 288 amino acids. The record is from RefSeq and is a predicted model, not a curated record. The transcript has 2 exons. Lineage: Eukaryota; Fungi; Ascomycota; Sordariomycetes; Sordariales; Sordariaceae.
AUGAAGGUCCUCGCCCCUCUCGUGCUCGCCAGCGCGGCCAGCGCCCACACCAUCUUCUCCUCCCUCAAGGUCAACGGCGUCAACCAAGGCCUCGGCGAGGGCGUCCGCGUGCCCACCUACAACGGUCCGAUUGAGGACGUCACCUCGGUCUCCAUCGCCUGCAACGGCUCGCCCAACACCGUCGGCUCUACCUCCAAGGUGAUCACGGUCCAGGCCGGCACCAACGUGACGGUCAUCUGGCGCUACAUGCUCAGCACCACGGGCGACUCGCCGGCGGACGUCAUGGACAGCACGCACAAGGGCCCCACCAUCGCCUACCUCAAGAAGGUCGACAACGCCGCCACCGACAGCGGUGUUGGUAAUGGCUGGUUCAAGGUCCAGCAGGACGGCAUGGACAGUAGCGGCGUCUGGGGCACCGAGCGCGUCAUCAACGGCAAGGGCCGCCAGAGCAUCAAGAUCCCUGAGUGCAUCGCUCCGGGACAGUACCUCCUCAGGGCUGAGAUGCACUCGGCGGGCAACUAUCCUGGUGCUCAGUUCUAUAUGGAGUGUGCGCAGCUUAAUGUCGUUGGUGAGACGGGUGCUAAGACAUCUUCGACUGUUAGCUUUCCUGGGGCUUACUCGGGCUCUGACCCCGGAGUCAAGAUCUACAUCUACUUGCCUCCCGUCACCUCUUACACCGUUCCCGGCCCUGAUGUGUGUUCACUUGCUAAAUGCUUAACGGCAUACGAGUGGGAAAGUGGUAGCAUACUGGUGAGAAGGAGAAGAGCACUCUUUGCUUCAUCUUGUGUGCACAACCUUGGUGGCAUCACUUGGUCAAGCAAAAGGGAUUCCUCUCACUCCGCAUUGUACCCAUAUUCUUGUACAUAGCUUUGCUUUUGCCCAACGCUGAAC